CGUCGGCAGUAGAUCCGAAUUUUGUGUUGUCUAUUCGGAAGAAGGUGGAUGUUUAAUUUAAUUGUAAAGUGAAAAUUUUUAACUUCAAUUCAUUUCCGGUUGUGCUUUUGAAUUGAAAUCUUGACAGAAUUAUUCAUUAGACAUUAGGAAAUUAUUCCUGGUGUAAAAAAGACGGGUUAAAAAGUGGACAUGAUGUGUAUCUUGUGUGACGAAGAAAGGUAAAAAAAUGUGAUGUUUUGUUUUUAAGUGAAAUAUCUUUAUUUAAUUAGUGUUUAGUAAAUUGGGAAUUAAUGUAAAUGGUAAAAUUAGUCGCUAAUUGAAGAGGGAGAGAGUUAACUUUAAUUUAACAUCAAUCGGCGGACGAUUGUAAUUUAAAAUGCAGAUUAUCAUGAGACCUGAUAAGUAUGAAAAUUCCUGAAACCUGCUCUCUGCUACCGCCACUACCACUAAAAACGGAAAGGAUGAGGCUGGCAACUGUUUAAAAUUAAGACGAAAAUGACCGACAAUAAACCUCUAAUCACUUAUUCUGGUGAAAUUCCCGUUUUCCAAGGAGUCGUUCCCUCCCUGCAAAAGGGGAUCGGGGUGGAAGCCGUCGAGUGGAAGAGGGCAUAUGGCAGGACGACGAAACAUGUUCACCUCCAUCCUAGAUUUGUCCCGUUUGACCCUCCUCCUUCCACUGGGGAGGGUGGGAGUAUUACUUCCGGUGGAGAAAGCCCGGUCCUUACGUCACUAUUGGAUCAACCCAUGCUCCAUACUUUUUGGACGGAUUGUUCUGACGUCGAGGUGUAUCGGGCCACGACGAAGGACGUAAUUCAAAGCUGGCUCAACUCUGUGAAAUCCUGUCCCGUUAAAGAAUGGCUCAUUAUCCUCGUCGAACCCUCGGACAAUAAAAAGACAAACAAGUUACUCCCCCGCUCUUCUGUGUUGGACAAGAUCAAGAAUGAUUUUGCCCAAAAACAGACCGAACGCUGUGUCUGUGUCGCCGAUCCGGCAAAAAUUGAUUCCAAAUCGGCUGAAAGUUUAAACUCGAUGCUGCACCGGAUUCGUCAAUUACUUUUGGCCUCGUAUUCAAAAACUUUGAUCAAAUUUGAAGAGAAUAUGCGAGCCCAGAGGGAAAAGAGAAAUGAGGCUGGGUGGAAUUUUUGUCAUUACUUUUUACUCCAGGAGGAACUCGCCUUUGUGCUGGAAAUGUUGCAAGUUUAUGACGAAUCUUUAGUACAAUAUGACGAAUUGGACGCUUUAUUUACGCAAUUUGUGCUAAAUUCGCACUUUACGGACACUCCAAAAUGGCUGCUAUCCUUUCAACGCUUCGGUGACCGUUGGCCCGCGCUAAUCCUGUCCUCAAAUUCGGGCGGAAACAAAAUUAUUCCUCAAAUUCGGGAAACGAUACGAAACUCGAGCGUUUCCCUAUUGAAUUUUCGCAACUAUUUAUUCGCCAGACAAGCCAUUCUUCUUGUGAAGCAGAGGAGACUCAACGAGUUGGCGCAAAGGUCCUUAGCCUUCCUCCACAUUUGUAUUAAUGAGCUCAACAUUUUGGACGUGACGUUCAGCGAGGAAGGGUCAAUUUCGUGUUGGGUUUUUGUCUCGUGUUUAGAAAUACUGGGGACUAUUUCAAACCAAAAUUUAGCCAUAUUGUCAGCUACAAAUGCAAAUUCUUCUAUGACGAAUAAUAAACUGGAGGAAGAUUCGGAAGUGAAUUCGAGCCAGGUGGAGAUUAACGAUGGAACUAAACGGAAAGGAAAGACCCCACAACAUCAUGCAAAUCAGCUAGAUUUUUCCGUCCAUACUGCCUCCCUGUGGGACUACGCGAGAGAGAAGCUUUACGAACUGGGCAAAUUGUGCGGCCUGCUGCCAAAAAGUCAGUUGAAAAGUGAUCAUCUCCACAAAGUGAUAAGUCUGUCGUCUGGACUGAGCCCGUUUGAGGAUUUUUCCAACUCUAAUGGAAACGGAAAUGGGUCAGGAGAGAUUAAUAAUUCUAAUUGUAAUAACCAUUCCGGUGACGAGAUGCAACUUCCCCUCCCGGAAUUACCCCCAGGAGAAGAAACUCCGAUUGAAAAAUUGAAAAAUGCGUUAUCGUCAAAGGAGAAGUUUCAACAUCAUUAUCUGGAGCUCUGCGAGCUGGCCAUGGGGACGUAUAAACAUAUCGGACGUCUUCGUUCUGCCCGAAAAGUAGGCCUCAGCCUCGCCUCUUACUACAUGGAGUUGGGUGACUACGGAAAAUCCAUCGUCUUUCUGACGGAGGCGUUCAACACGUUCAAAGAGGACAGGUGGACAAUAUUGACGAUUGAUGUGCUGCUAAAACUUGCUCAGUGUUACGAAGCUGUGAACGAUACGGACAGAUAUAUUCGAACCUGUGCACAAAUCGCAUGCUCGAAAGCGAUCAGCGAGCCGGAAAGGGGUCACUUUUUCGACGAGAUGAUGACCUGUUUGACAAAGUUGGAGAAUAAUGAUCGAUUCAUCAUGUCACCCACGGAAGAGACGUUUCUCAUCACCUCGGUAAAAGUGGAAUCUUCUGGAAAAAUUCAUGGCCCGAGUUGCGAUGUGGUCGUAGAUUUGAGCCUCGUUUCAAACCUACCUCGCCCAAUUGUGAGUAAUUUGGUGCAAAUGGCGAUCGUUGUGUGUGACCAUGUCCCAAAACAGGUCAAUUACUUCACGACAGGCACUUUUGUGCAAGGGGAGAAUAUUUCCAAGGGUGGAAAAUCUGGAGGUGGGAAGCAACAGAGAAGAAAAGAUUCCUUACCCGAGCCGGAUGUGGUUGAAAACUUGUCCGGAAAACAAGCUCUUGCCCGCAAAGAGAGCACGACGCCUGCAUACACCUGCGAAGACGAGGACGUCGCGCUCGCCCUUAUGGAAAUGAACCCUGCCGUGAACAUGGUCGAUUUACGACAGCAAUUUGAAUCUGGAGGGAGUGGAACUAAUAAAGUGACGAUGGUGGGUGUGGGAACAGACGUGAAAAACAAUGAAAAGUAUAUUUCUGGGAAGUUGACGUGCCAUAAUCUUCAUCAAUCGUUAAGGAGGAAAGACAGCAGCCAAGUACAAGGAGAGACGCAAGUGUUCAAGACUGAUUUUAGCCAAGUGGCCAACACGAGAGAUAUCACAAUACAUCCCGGUGCUAAUAAUAUCACGUUGUCGGCAAAGGUUUCCAUUCCGGGGAACUACCGUCUCGCCCAGGUAUCCAUUGGAGUCAAGCAUUUUGAGCUUCUCUCUCCCCGACUGGGCUGCCGGUAUAAAUUUUCUGCAACUCGAGAACCACCCAACAUUUCGGUGCAGGCUGGAAAUUUGGUGGCGGGCAUUGACCAAGAAGUCGUGAUCAGGGUGGACACGGGGAGUCGGGUUAUCGAUGAGGGAAUGGUGCUACUCGUAAGGUCGUCGUUAGGCCUAAAAUUGAAACACAUCUCAUCGUCCUCGUCCGACGCAUCGUCUGAAAUUGCAAUCUCCAUGCCACCUACGGACCCCUUCGUCUCCGCCUCGAUCCCACUCACGGUUAAAGCAGACCUCGCCACGCAAAAGGACAGCACCGUAUUUGAGCAUAAAUUGAUCGUAAAAUGUCCAUGGACCGGCGACGAGAAGAAGCUCUCCCUCACUUUCAUCCCCCCAUUUAUCUCGUCGUACAAACUGCAUUCUGUCGGGCAGCGGAAAUUCGUGCAAGUCCUUCUUCUCGGGAAUUCGGACAACUCUUUAAAAGUCUCGGAACACCAGUUGACCGUGCAAUCACCUAAUUCCCAAGAUAUUCCGUUAGUCGCGUUGAAUCCGAGGUCACAAUCGCUGAUUUUGGAUAUUGGCAAGAGCGCUGCAUACAUGUGGGAGAUUGGAGUUUUGGAGUUGGAAGAUCAACUUCCAUUCCGGCUCGAAUUUUCAGUUAAAUUUAAAGCUGACCGGAGGGAGGCGGAAAUUUACAAGUAUUACAUUUGCUUGCAGAAAUUCAAGACUCUGUAUGAACUAAAAUCGAAAGUAGAGCCGCACAAGGGGACAGAAUUCUGUAGAGUGGGAAAUAUGUGCUCAAUGUUGAUCGAAAUCUCAAAGUUUGGGAAGAAGCAAGUUGACGACGGAAAUUCUCAGCAACCACAAAACUCAUUGAUGUACGAGGUCCGAGCGAGUCAGCACAUGUGGGCUAUUUGUGGAAGAAGUUCAGGCAUCGUAUCACUCGACGACGAAAAUGACGACGCCACCUUGCAACAAGUCAAUCUCGACGUGAUGCCGAUGACUCCGGGGUAUCUUCCCUUGCCAACGGUUCACUUGUCGAACUAUAUUCCAGCGGAUCAGAAAAGUGGUUCUUCCGUAUCUAACGUCCCUAAACUCGAACCUUUUAACAUCGGUCAAGUCUACAAUCGAAGCAAAGGGUCGCAAGUCCACAUCCUCCCCCCACCGCAGGCUAUGGGAAGUAACACUGGUCUGAGUGGAGGUUGCGGCAGCAGCAUCGGUGCAGGAUCAUCGCUGACCGCGAUUGACUCGCAUUUUUAAUCGAGAUUAAAAAAAUCCAGCUUUAAUCAUUUUAAAUUAUUCCUCCAAAAUAUUACAUUCCUUAAUUAAUCAAGUUCAGUUAAACUUCUACCCAGUGACAUAUCGAUUUCGAUUUAAGCACAAGUUUCGUAUCCUCAAUGUUCAACUCAAUUUAGUCAAAAGUUUACUAAAUGCCAUACUUGUUAAAAUGUAAAAGGGUAGCAUUUGAAAAAUGUGAAUUUGUUUUCUUUUUCCCAGGAAUUUAUGUGAGCUUUGUCAUAUCACGGAAUAUUAUAUGUCAUAGUUGGCAGUUAUUUUUUUUAUAGAUAAGUUGAACUCACGCCAGACUCGAAUGAAUAAUAAUGAUAAAUAGCCAUCCAAACCAAACCAAACCAAAACUCCAAUCCGAUUCAAGGACAAGAAUGGAAUGGAAAUGGUGUGUGCAAUAUUAUGAAAAUAUUUAUGUAGUGAUAAUUAGCAUUGUUCUGCUUAUGGAAUCCGUGCUAAAAACUGCACAAGAGAAAUUGUUAUUAUGAUUAUUAGGAAGUGGCAAAUUCACAGCAAUCAUCACAAACAUAUGAAUAUGAAGGGCGGAUGUGAUUAAGUGAUGACGAGAUGACAUGACAUGAAUUAUUAUAAGUACAGUUAGCUAAAUGAUCAUGUAUUUGACAAUGAUACGAGAUUAUUACGAACUCUGGAACUAAAUAUGUAUUACAUACACUUAAUUAAUUAGUAUAUCUAUUGCUGGACUGGAUGGAUAUUGUUAGUUGAUGAUCAAUGCAACUACUAAAAACCAAGCCACACUAGUGAAAAAAGUAAUUGUUGUUAACUCCUCGUAGUAGUAAAAGUUGUAGAAAUUGUUAACGGAGGAAUGUAUCUCUCUCGGAGUUGCUUAUAUAUUAUUGAGUGGACAAACUGUAGGCAAAUCGUUGUCGUCUUUGUGGCCUUGUUGUUAAAUACAUUUUUAAAAGGAGGAAAUGCAAUGAGAUGUGGAAAUCUCGAGGGAGAAAUGGAUGAUUUUGUUUUAAUUAUGGAAUUAAUUUUGGUACGGGACUCGCUUUUGUGUAAUGGGGAAUUUAUUUAAAUGUUAAGAGAAGCUCAAUAUAAUUGUUGUAGUUAAUUGAGAGGCUUAAUUAUUAUAGUUUAUUAUAUAUUAUUUAGUUCGCUUUUUAAGGGGAGUCACGACUUGCAUGCAUCACAUAUUAAUUAAGAUUUAUCAAUUUCGAAUUUUUGUAAGUUUCCGAAAGUUUCCAAAGAUUACGAAUGUAGUUCGGGCUAUGAAUAUUGUUACACCGAUCAAGAACAUCACUUUACUUGCAAUUUAAUUUUACAGAACUUGCACAGUUUACUGAAUUGCAAAAAUUAAGAGAGUGUAUGGUAUUGCAUCAUACAUAUUAUUUAUUCCGGAAAUUAUGUUUUAAGUUAUAAAUUUACAUAUUAUGUGUUGUAUCAUCACGUUAAAAGGAGCUGAAAAAAUAAUGAGAAAUACAUAUGCAUUUCGAUGUUGAAGACUA
This is a messenger RNA of Folsomia candida, 5954 nucleotides long. RefSeq names its product trafficking protein particle complex subunit 10 (gene SIDL). The record is from RefSeq and is a predicted model, not a curated record. The coding region runs from base 496 to 4461 and encodes 1321 amino acids. Gene Ontology annotation, molecular function: protein binding. The transcript is spliced from 19 exons. Gene Ontology annotation, cellular component: TRAPPII protein complex. Lineage: Eukaryota; Metazoa; Arthropoda; Collembola; Entomobryomorpha; Isotomidae. Gene Ontology annotation, biological process: intra-Golgi vesicle-mediated transport; early endosome to Golgi transport.